Messenger RNA from Anastrepha obliqua, 1139 nucleotides. RefSeq names its product tigger transposable element-derived protein 4-like. Gene Ontology annotation, cellular component: nucleus. The coding region runs from base 57 to 1139 and encodes 360 amino acids. Gene Ontology annotation, molecular function: DNA binding. The record is from RefSeq and is a predicted model, not a curated record. NCBI's taxonomy places the organism in Eukaryota, Metazoa, Arthropoda, Insecta, Diptera, Tephritidae. The transcript is spliced from 3 exons.
GUUGUUUAAAAACUUUAUCUAUUGAUGAAAAAUUUAAACUAAUAAAGGAAGUAGAAAUGGGUGCGCGAAAAAAAGAUGUAGCUGUAAAGUAUGCUAUUCCGGCAAAUACAGUGUCAACUAUUUUAAAAAAUAAACAAACGGUUAUUACUGCAAUCGAAAGUGGUGGUGCAAGUGGGAGUUCAAAGAGACUAAAAAAGCCAACAUACGUAAAUGUGGACAAAGCAGUUUUAGAAUGGUUUAAAUCGGCAAGAACACGGAAUUUGCCUAUAUCCGGAGGAUUACUUAAAGAAAAAGCAUUGGAAUUUAGUCAAAAAUUAGAACAACCGAAUUUCAAGGCAAGCACUGGUUGGCUCGAUAAUUGGAAACGAAGAUCUGGUAUAUGUCAUAAAAAGGCGUGUGGUGAGAGUAAUAAUGUAAGCGAAGAAGACUGUAUGAAAUGGCAACGUGAUGUUUUACCUUAUUUAUUAGAAGGUUAUCAAGCACGGGACGUAUUCAAUGCAGACGAGACGGGCUUAUUCUUUAAAUGUCUUCCAGAUAACACCUCAACUCUUAAAAACCAGAAAUGCCAUGGAGGAAAGCACAGUAAACAGAGAGUUACGUUGAUGAUUGCCGCAAACAUGGAUGGAUCAGAAAAAUUGAAAUUACUCUUGAUAGCCGGCUUCGGUCAAUAUUCUGAAUGGCAGGAAGAAGAUGAUAUUCCUUUGGUUUUCAUAAGCGAACGCAUAAAAGAAAAGAGUAAGGAAGAAAUUCAACUGCAGAAUGAAUAUGAAGCUUGGCAAAAUAUCAAAAGUACAGAAGGUGUCACCUUUAAUGAUUUUAUGCAUGUGGAUGACGAUAUUGUUACUUCAGAGUUUCCCACAGAUGAAGAUAUUGUAGAGCUAUUGGUCCCUAAAUCCGAAUUUGAGCAUGAUAGCGAAAGUGAUAUAGAAGAUGAUUUGCAAGAUGAUAUGCUGCAACCAGUUUCAAACGAGCUAGUUGAAAAUUCGUUCAAGAUUUUGCGGUCAUAUUUAAAAACCAAUGAACAUACAACCGAUUCUCUGUACAAUGGUUUAAAUAAUAUUGAAGCUUUUUUUGAAGAUCAGAAUAAAAAAUCCUCUCGUCAAUCCCAAAUAACUGACUUUUUUACUUUAAACGAAUGA